AUGCGCGGGGAAAGACGAGGUCGCGGCAGGCCCGGCUGCGGCGCGUCGAGGGGGCGUGGAGCCGCGCGGGCCUCUUCUCCGAAACGCGCAGACUUGGUUGUUGAACCCGAACAAAACUCCGCUUUCGGGCGCCCGCAGACGCCUCCACCGGCUGUCGACGGCGGAAAAAGGAGGCGAGGCGAACGAGACGCGUCGACGGCAGGCAGCCCAGAGAGACACACGGCGCGGAGCGACGACGGUGACGACGCUGCAGAGCACCCCGCCGCCAGCGAAGCGGGAGAUAAAACGCCGGCGCUUCGCGCCUUCGUGGAGGGAGAGACACCCGCCGCCCCAGGCGGAGACCUGCUGCUUCUGCUGACCAACAGCGACGCAGAUCAGUCGCUCGCCUCCAAGCGGCGAAAGAAAGCGCGUGUCGCGUCGGGGGCAGUCCCCGGCGAAGGAGCCGCGGGUGUGCAGCGGACCCCGCUGCGACAUGCGCUGCGAUAUCUGCGGCAACUGCCCGACUUUCUCGAUCCUUCACUAUUUUCCGCCGCGACGCCGAGAUUCCGCGACGCGCAGAGUCCUUUAGAGACUGCGCGCGCCGCGGGCGACGGCGACGCAAGCGAGAGCGAGGCGGAAGAAAGAGCCGAGGGAGAAGAAGACGAAGCGGAGGGGGAGAACGAAGGCCGUCGCAAGUGCCGCAGAGGCGCGAGUGUCGCGCCUUUUUCGGUCCGCGCCCAGGCUGUCGAGGCGCUGCACGCGCGGCUCUCUGCAGAAGCCGCUGCGGCGCUUGUGGAGGGCCGUCCCCCGCUUUCUGCGCCGGCGUCUACGCACGCGAAGCCGCGCACAGGAAGCCCUUCCGCGCCGACUUUUGGCAAGCGAUACCAAGGCAGGUUCCUCCGCAGUGAGGACGCAGGCGGCGGCGAAGACGACCUCGCACGGCGGGACGGGGGGGAGCAGCCUGAGCAACGCUGCAGACGCGCGCUGCUCAGGCUGAUCCGACGCGAGGCGAUUCCCCUCUUGCUGAAGAGGCCGCGCGAGAAAGGCGCGUCGAGAGGGGGAGACACCGGCUGCGAGGGCGGCUGCGAGGGGGGCAGUCUCGAGGAGGAGACGCGGCGCUACGCCUUGUGCUUGGUGAGGCCUUUGCAGAGUGUGCAGCCGAGCCCGCUUUCUUCGCUCGCGCGCCGAGAUGAUCCCCGUGGCGGCGCAGGCUCCGCCGCGCCCUGGCGCGACUGCUUCCUGAACGCAGGCAGCAGUGUGUGGACGCUCGCCGUCUGCGAAGAGCUGCCGGGGGGCGGCGCUGCGUGCGUGUCGGCUGCCGGCGCGGACGACGAAGGCUUCGUGGUGCUCGCAGUGGGCGUCCACGGGCGUGCGGCGCUGCUUUCGUGCCUUGGCGGCCUCGGCGUUGGCGAAGGAGGCGGCGAGGAAAACGGGUGGCGGCCGAGUGAAGAGGCGGAGUCAGCACUCGCGACGGAGGGAGCCGCGUCGGGGGACCCCGGGGCGAGAGGGGGCCCAGAAACGCGUCUCGGAGCGGAGAAGAGCCUCGGCAUGAUUCAACUAUGGCGCGUGUCGAGCGAUCCGCGGCGCCGGCCGCGCUUCGCCCUCGGCAUUUUGCACUCGGGAGGCUCCUGCCGCUCUCUCCAGUGGGUCGGGGCCUCUGCGCGCGACCUGCGCCGGCCGCCCGCCGCCGGCUCUGCGGGCGCGGAGACAAGGAGACAGGCAGAGAUAGGCCGAGAGGCAACGAGGCGGCCGCGCGAGGCCGCGAGGGCCGACGCUCGCGCGGACGGACUGGCUGAGGCUGCAGGCGCGACGAUCGCGCCCAGUGUGAAGACAGAGUCCGCCGACGGCGCGGAGGGCAUGGAGGGCGCGGAGACGCGCGAGGAUUCGACUCGCGGCGCAUCAAACGUAGAGCCAGAGACGCGGCGACCGGGGCUGCGAGAGGACAACCCUGAGAAGCUGCUCUUUGCGUCGCGGGUGGGGCUUCUCGCAGGCGCCUUCGCGGACGACUCCCUCCGCAUUUGGUCUGUCCCCCUCGCGCCCUUCGUCGACCCAGAGUCCGACGAGGAAGCGGAAGACGAGAGCGAAGACGACGCGAAAGGCCUCUCAGGCGUCUGCCGCGAGACGACAGAGACGCUCUUCGCGAGACGGGCGGCGCGGUGCUUCUUUCUGCCGCCCGUGUGGAGCUUUCGGCACCCCGACGUCCCGCGGCCCCCCUCGCCCUCGAUGCCGUUCUUCUGCGUGGCCGCGGCGCCGCCGCCGCUCGCUGCCUCCGCCCCGGGGUCUGCGCGUCCGGCGCAGGCGCCGGGCGCAUCCGCCUGGGGGUUGCCUUACGAAGCCGCUCCUCUUCGGCUGGUCGCCGGGAGCGAGGGCGGGAUGCUGUUUGUGUUUUCCUUCUUCGCUUCGCCCUGCACCACGGGGGAGCGCCCGCAAUGCGUUUGGGCCGCCGCAGCGGUCGUGGCGCCCUCGGCCCACCUCCGCGCCUGCGCGUUUCUUCCAGCGGCGGACUCGAGUCUCCUCGCCGUCUCCGCCGCCUCGGGCGGCGACGACAGCAGCAGCAACAACAGCGUGGUGCUCGUCAACCUUCGCCAGGUCGCCGCGGGUGCGGGUUCCGGGGGGGCGGCUGCCGAGGCGGCCCCGGGGCUGCUACCCCCGAUCGAGGCCAAAAGCGGAUGCGUGAGCGGCAGGGAAAUCCACGACAUCGCCUGGAGCCCCAUCGGCAGAUACGCGACCGUCGCCGCGACGAACGCAGUCGUUGUCAAUCUGCAGAAGCCGCAGGCGACGCAGCUGCCGCUGAAGCAAGUUCUCCCCGCCCUCAUGCUGGCGUCGCUGGAGCCCGCGCCCAAGGCGCCCCGCGGCCGGCCGAGCGCCGCCGCGAAGGCCCGCGGCGGUCGCGGGGGGGGGCCUGGCGCCGGCGGUGCGCCGAAGCUGCACGAGGAGGAGCGGAAGCAACGCGAGCGCGCCGCUAAGGAUGCCGCUGCCGUCGACCGCUGCUGCUGGAGCACAAGCGUCUGCGGGCACCUUGGGCUAUUCGUCUUCGAUGACGGCAGUUUUGUGUCGGGAAGCUUGAGCUUGCUGGAGCAGCGUGUGUUCGACUCGGCCGACCUGGUGCGGUGGACGCUCCCUGGAAGCCGCGAGCAGCGUCUGGUGUCUGAACACCGCAAGCUGUUGCUGGAGCAGACAGGGGCGGCGCCAUCUGCGGACGGAACUCUUCGUCCACCGUCAGCCUGCGGGGCUUCGCCAGAACUGGAAGACGGGCUUUCUGCGCCGGCGUCUCCCCCCUGUGCGACCAGCGGGCAUACGCAGCAAGGCUCUGCCGACAACGUCGCAGGCGUUUCCGCAUCCUGCGCCCCGGGGCCCGAGGGUCGCGAGGAUCCCUCGUUCCGCUCGCUGUUCCGGCACGUGGCGGCGCGCUUCGCGGCGCAGCAGACGCGGCAGGUGAAGCGGCUGGCGGCCAGCGGUCUGCUCGUUGAGAUUUUCCGCGAAGAGGAGGGUGCGGCGCGCGAGACGGACGCCGCGGAGCCUUCGCAGGCUCCGGCCGCGAGCCGCGGGAGUGACGCUUGGAAACAGGCGGGCGGCGUGGGCGACGCGGGGAAAACUGCCUCCCAGCCGCAGGAGGCCAGUGGGCUGCAGCAGCCACAAGCGCGCAGGGAUGAAGAAGGCGAGGAGGAAAUUCGCUGGAAGCCCGAGGAUGAACGCAUUCUCGCUCUGCACCGAAUCGUCAGCGUGUGCCCGUACCGGAAUUCGCGGUACUUUGGCCAGCGUCCAUUGGCCGUCUACGGCGGGGCUGCGGGAAUCAUUCAUCUCCGUGCUCUUUGUUGA
Messenger RNA from Besnoitia besnoiti, 3798 nucleotides. RefSeq lists its product as uncharacterized. The coding region runs from base 1 to 3798 and encodes 1265 amino acids. NCBI's taxonomy places the organism in Eukaryota, Apicomplexa, Conoidasida, Eucoccidiorida, Sarcocystidae. The record is from RefSeq and is a predicted model, not a curated record. The transcript is spliced from 6 exons.